UUGGUGGUGGACGCAUUGGUCAAUCUUCUCUGCCGAGAAAACAUAUCUGCUGAAACACUGUGGGAUGGUGGUUGGCUUUUACGUCAAUUGCUUCCUUACAGCGAGGCAGAAUUUAAUUGCCAACAUCUUGAGAUGCUGAAGUUUUCAUAUGAGAAAUGCUCAAGCGCACUUAUUCGGGAAAUUAAGGGUACCUGGUCUGAUCUACUCAUCCCAGUACUGCUUGAUGAGUGGAAAAAGUGCAAAAGAGUGAUUGAAGCUCCAUCACCUCGAAAAGAGCCUAAAUUCAUUCUUCUCCAGCUGAACAAAUCUUCUUCUGAUGAUAACGUUGUUAGCGAAUCAUCAUUCACGGCCGGUGAAAGAAUGUGCGAGUUGGUAAAGGUCUUUUUGCUUCUUCAUCAAAUCCAAAUCUUCUCGCUUGGUAGGCCCUUGCCAGAACAGCCUCCAACCGAUCCACCUGAGAUGUCCCUCGCUACAACUUCUGGUUUGGAUGUUUCAGUCCCGAAGCCUGGCACCGAACUGAAACUAGGUGAUGCAGUGCCCUGUAGGAUUGCCUUUGAAAGAGGCAAGGAACGGCACUUUUCCUUUCUAGCAUUCACAUCCGGGUUAUCCGGGUGGAUCGUCCUUACUGAAGAAUCGCCUUUGAAAUCAGAUUACGGGAUUGUCCGUGUCACUGCACCUUUAGCCGGAUGCAAUCCUCGGAUAGAUGAGAAACACCCUACAUGGCUACACUUGAGAAUCCGUCCAUCCGCCUUACCAUUCUUGGAUCCAGCAAAGCGUGGAGUCUAUGAGAAGCUCAAGACGAAAGGUCUGGUCGACGGGAGAUGGACAUUGGCAUUCACGGAUGAAGUAUCUUGUAAAUUGGCUUACUCCAUGGUCGUGGACGAGAUCUGUAGACAAAGCAACGAGGUCGAAAGAAGAUUAAAACCAUUGCUCGAGCUCGAACAAAUUCAAGACCAAUCGAACCUUGCAUCCGAUUCUUCCUCUUCUACUUCAUCAUCACCACCGUCUUCGGGCUGAGCUCAGAAUUCGGGUAUUGAACUUUGGUCCCUACUUGUAAAUGAAAUAUUUGAAGCACCAGUAUUUAGAGAUAUAUCCAUAGAGUAGUGUUUCCAUUGUUCUUUCCUUCACCUUUUAAGUUUGGGUGCCUUAUUUUGCAAGUUAUCAUUCGUUCACCACUUCGUCUCUCUAACCCUAGAGUUCGUGUUUCUGUUUCCUGUUGGGCUUUUUUCCUGCUCCCUUUAAUAAUUUUUGUAUGUUUUUUUGUAUCAUCAUUGUAUAUUUGAUGCAGUUUUAUAGUGAUUUUUCCUCUUCAUA
This is a messenger RNA of Tarenaya hassleriana, 1314 nucleotides long. RefSeq lists its product as uncharacterized. Gene Ontology annotation, cellular component: late endosome; endolysosome membrane. The annotation marks the transcript as partial. The record is from RefSeq and is a predicted model, not a curated record. Gene Ontology annotation, biological process: regulation of autophagosome maturation; endosomal transport; endosome to lysosome transport. The transcript is spliced from 7 exons. NCBI's taxonomy places the organism in Eukaryota, Viridiplantae, Streptophyta, Magnoliopsida, Brassicales, Cleomaceae.